AUGGAGGUCAAGGAGCUGCUCGGGAAGAUUUCGGUGGCAAAGGCGGAAGGGAGGGGAGCUUGGAUGGUUCUGCCACUCCAGACAUUGGGAGCGCGUCGCAACAAUGCGCCCUGGGCCCAUUUCCCAUUUAAUGCCAGUUUACAAGAGGCCCACAACUGCCUCGAUACGUUCAUUCUAUCUUUCCUCCAUACACCGGUUCAUAUGCCAUCAUGCGCGUCGAUCCUCCAUACACCCACGCUAUACCUACGAGGCGCCAAGUCGAAAGCGACAGUGAAGUUGAAAGACCUCCCUCAAGGAGUUUUAAAACUCGAGCCAUACGAUGAUCGGAAGGAUGAGGCACCCCGCUACCCGACAGUGGUGCAGGGACACCGAAAUAAUAUGCAAACGUUCAAGAACUGUGUGAUCUUGACGCGAGUCGGCGGCUUUUACGAGCUUUAUUUUGAGCAAGCAGAAGAGCUAGCCCCAUUGCUCAGCCUCAAGCUUGCAUCCAAAAAGACCAACGGUGGGCCAGUUCCAAUGGCUGGCUUCCCCUUCUUCCAGCUCGAUCGGUUUCUGAAGAUCCUCGUCCAAGAUCUGAACAAGUAUGUGGCUAUCAGCGAAGAACUUGCUAUCAGUUCCGAAGACAAAGCUCGCUCUGGGGGCCUUCUCUUUGAUCGGAAGGUUGCCAGGAUCGUCACGCCCGGCACUCUGAUUGACGAGAAAUUCAUUGACCCUUCUGAGCACAAUUACUUGUUGGCCAUAUAUUUGGAUAUCACGGCCUUACAACUGCAAUCAAAGCAGAAUGUUGACAAUGAUACGCAUCAGCAUCUGUUGUCAUCUGUGCCUCAGCAAGUAGGAUUGUCGUGGCUUGACCUCUCAACUGGUGAUUUCUUCACCCAGCUCACUACGACCCAGAUGCUCCCAUCGGCAAUCGCGCGCAUCGGAGCUCGCGAGAUUCUAGUAGAUCAGAAUGUGCAAGAUUCUAUUGGACACGAGUUACAAAUGCUGGUUGGACAUGAUCAUCGUCUUGUCACUUUCUUCCAGUUUCCUAGAGAUAUUAAACCAGUUUCUGAAUGGAACUCAAUGCUCGAGUCCCCGGUGCCUGAAGAUGCUCGCGGGUCAUUUACACCUGAGGAAGUAGCAGCCGGGUACAGUCUGCUUGAGUACAUUCGCGUGCAGCUCCAAGGAUCGAAUCUGAAGCUCCAGCCUCCUAUUCGAAAACACCUGAAUGAAUCAAUGAGCAUUGAUCGUAACAGCCUGAGUGGUCUUGAGAUUCUGGAGACAGCGAGAGACGGUUUUGGGAAAGGAAGUCUUCUUCACGCCGUAAGAAGGACGUCUACGAAAAGUGGUGCACGGCUUUUGCGAGACCGAUUGACCUCACCGUCUACGUCUUUACAGGUCAUCAAUGAGCGCUUGGACCUUGUCUCGGUCUUCAUAGAACAUGUGGAGCUCCGUGAUAGCGUCAUUCAGCUUUUGAAGCGCAGCUACGAUUCUCAGCGUCUGGUUCAGAAAUUUGCUUUUGGAAAAGGUGACCCGGAUGACCUGGUUUGUCUUUCACGUGCCAUCGAGGCCUCUAAGGAUGUCAGACAAGUUCUCCUAGAUCAUAAUAGGCUUCCGGUUUCCGCUAGCACUCCUGAUCUGAGCCGCAGCCUCGCCGCCAUGAUCUCGCGCCUUUCCCUUGACGGUCCCAUUGCGUUAGCAGAUCAAAUUCUUGCGGCCAUCGAUGAAGAGGGCUUGUUACAGAAGCAACGCAUCGAGGAUAGUGCCGCCGCCGAGGCAGCCAGUCUGGCACAGAAGGUUGCUAUAGAUGAAGGCACAUCUAGUGACUUUGAAGCUCUACCAAAGAAGGUCAGAGCGAAGAAGGGCGAGCGGACUGUGUCGAUUGAUACCGAGUCCGGUCCCCUCGAUACCUGGAUCAUGAGGCGUGACGCGAGUGAGACGUUAAAUGCACUCCACGCGGAACUGGAAAGGUUUGGUGAUGAAAAGGCUUCACUGAUUCAACGGCUCCGUGAUGCGGUCGGAUCGUCAGCCCUAAGCCUCAAAUGGACACCAGGUUUGGGCCACAUCUGCCACGUCAAAGGGGCCAAGAUAUCCCAGAAAUCUCUAGAAGACUUGGGGGUCACUCGGAACGUUUCAUCGACCAAAUCGACUCGGUCGUUUUACCUGCCAGCCUGGACAGAGCUAGGUUCCAAAAUGGACCAGGUGAAAAUCAGGAUCCGCCAAGAGGAGCAAACAAUCUUUGAACGUCUGCGACGUGAGGUUAUCUUGAACCUCGUCAAGAUCCGUCGAAACGCAGCAGUCAUGGAUGAGUUGGAUGUGGCGUGUUCGUUUGCACUUCUAGCCCAGGAACAGCAGAUGGUGCGACCGAUUCUCAAUGACGGCACCUGCCACAAGAUUGUCGGUGGCAGACAUGCCACCGUCAAAUUGGGCCUAGAGGAACAGGGACGAUCGUUUGUGAGCAACGAUUGCUUCUUGGGUGAUACCGAGCGCAUUUGGCUCAUUACUGGCCCCAACAUGGCAGGCAAAAGCACUUUCCUGCGACAGAAUGCUUUGAUUACCAUUCUCGCGCAGGUGGGAUCAUUUGUACCGGCAGCUUAUGCUGAGAUCGGCAUCGUCGACCAAAUCUUCAGCCGAAUCGGUGCAGCUGAUGACCUCUUCCGCGACCAGUCGACUUUCAUGGUAGAGAUGUUGGAAACAGCUGCGAUUCUCAAGCAAGCGACGCCCAAGUCAUUCGUGAUUAUGGAUGAAGUCGGCCGAGGCACAACCCCGGAGGAUGGUACGGCUGUUAGCUUCGCGUGUCUGCAUCACUUACAUUAUCAUAACCAGUCUCGAGUGCUUUUUGCUACUCAUUUCCAUGCCCUUGCGGAUAUGACAGAGGACUUUGAGAAGCUGGCAAGAUACUGCACGGAUGUUAAGGACCUUCCUUCAGGCGCGUUCUCGUUUGUUCAUCGACUGCGGAAAGGCGUCAACCGUGAGUCUCAUGCUCUUAAGGUUGCCCAGCUGGCUGGGUUGCCUGGGAAAACCCUCGAACUGGCGACACGGGUGCGCCAGAAGCUUAGAGACGAGAUGCCACCGUCUCGAGUCACUGAUGAAGAUCAAUCCUAG
Messenger RNA from Penicillium bovifimosum, 3084 nucleotides. RefSeq names its product mismatch repair ATPase MSH1. Gene Ontology annotation, biological process: mismatch repair. The coding region runs from base 1 to 3084 and encodes 1027 amino acids. The transcript is spliced from 4 exons. Gene Ontology annotation, molecular function: ATP-dependent DNA damage sensor activity; ATP binding; mismatched DNA binding. Lineage: Eukaryota; Fungi; Ascomycota; Eurotiomycetes; Eurotiales; Aspergillaceae. Gene Ontology annotation, cellular component: nucleus. The record is from RefSeq and is a predicted model, not a curated record.